ACAAUUUAGAGCAUUAUUUGUAGAGAUUAGACGAUAUUUAGAAAAUAGUAUAAAAAGUAAUUAUUCAUCAAUGAAUAAUAUUUCUAAUAAACAUUAUGAUGGAUUAAAUUCGUCUAAUUCUACAAUUAAUAAUGGUGGUACAUUAUGUGAACAUGUUAUAUCAGCUUGUUUAUUUCUACGUUAUAUUUGUCCAGCUAUUUUAUCACCUUCAUUAUUUAAUUUAAUUUAUGAAUUUCCUAGUGAACCACGUAUAUUACGUGCAUUCACUUUG
Messenger RNA from Schistosoma intercalatum, 271 nucleotides. The record is from the annotation of a GenBank genome assembly. NCBI's taxonomy places the organism in Eukaryota, Metazoa, Platyhelminthes, Trematoda, Strigeidida, Schistosomatidae.